Messenger RNA from Coturnix japonica (Japanese quail), 3202 nucleotides. RefSeq names its product NME/NM23 family member 5 (gene NME5). Gene Ontology annotation, biological process: UTP biosynthetic process; spermatid differentiation; negative regulation of oxidative stress-induced intrinsic apoptotic signaling pathway. NCBI's taxonomy places the organism in Eukaryota, Metazoa, Chordata, Aves, Galliformes, Phasianidae. Gene Ontology annotation, molecular function: nucleoside diphosphate kinase activity. Gene Ontology annotation, cellular component: cilium. The record is from RefSeq and is a predicted model, not a curated record.
GAGAAAUUGUGACACAGAAGGAUGGGGAGUGCACGGGACACUGCUCAUGGGGAGGCUGCAGCAGACAAGGAUGCACGGACAGAUAUUGAUGCAUUUUUUUUUUCCUAUCUUUUUUAACUGAGAGCAAAAUGCACCCAGCUAAAGGAACUGCGAGAGAUUAAAGUCAGCAGUAUUCUGUGAGGAUAUUAAAUUCAACGUUUUUUAAGUAAUAAUCGGAAAUAUUCACUGGGGCUGAGGGAGGCUUUUGAGCUGCUAAGCCUGGGGUCAGCCUGUCAGCCUUGUAGGCGUUUGGUUUGCAAAGAGAAUUAACCCUGAACUAAAAGGAAAAAUAGAUGAACUCCCAGAUCUUUCUAGGAAUUUAUUUCUCACAAAACACGUCUUUCCCUUAUCUGUGAGCAGUUGCUGCAUUUACAGUAUCUCCGACUGCUGGUUGAGCUCUCUCUGUUUAAGAAGCCGACAUGAGUGCUUGUCUCUUGGUCCAUCUCACCCCAAGGGCUCAAAUGGAACAUUAAUUCCAGCUGGAUGUGACAAACAGAUGUCACCCGGGAUCCCAUCACUGCUGGCAAACACACAGCAGUGGAAGAGGCCUGAAUGUGAGGAGUCCAUGGGCUGGUGCUGGCGUUAUCGCAGCCACCGGGCUGUGCUGAGCCGAUAGCAGCUGGCAGGCCUCAGCGGGGCGGCGGGCUGCUUGUUUCUGUGUUAAAACCGGGUAACACCGGGGACAAAAUGCCUUUCAAUCCAAAGUGCUGAGAAACUGUGUUCUAGAGUUGGGAAUUGAGGUCAGCGCCCGCUCUGUUGUGAGCUGCGGGUCCGACGGGAAAUAAACAGGAGGUGCCGUGCGUGCUGCCGCCACACGGCGAGAUUUAAAGAACCUGCAGGGGGCUUUGGCAAUGAAAAGUUUGUUUCUGUUCCAAAACACCGGUUCUACAGCGUAACCUCUGUUCAUGAGCGUCAGCUGUGAGAUAUUGCUUUCAGCGUGGAGUAAAACCGACAGAAAGCUGUGUCACAGGAUUAACAACGCAUCAGAUCCCCAAAACAAGCUAUUUUACUCCUUUCCUUACGCUCUUAUCACACCUAGAGCUCAGGAAAGAGGCAAAUGAGAUCCGGAAAGCGCGGUUGCCGAGGGUGCGGCCUCCCCCCGCUCAGGCAGCGCCGCUCCCGGCCGCCAUUUCUGCUCCACCCCCGCACACGCACGCAGCCGCCCGCUGCCAGGGCACGGCCGCCAUCUUGUGGCCAAUGGCAGCUGCCCGCAUUGCCCUGCCGGCACCUGGCAACGGGGCGGGCACGGAGGAGCCGUUGGUGACCGGGAGCUUUCCGUGUGUGUUUGCGUGUCUUCAGAGACUCACGGGCACGGAGGCCAAAACCCAGGGAGAACCGUGUCUCAGGAAACCAUCCCACGUUACUUACACUAUUCGGAGAUAAACGUUGUCAUCAACUGCUGUCGUUGUAGGGCUAAGAAGUUCUAAUGCAGAAAGAUGGAGAGGCUCAUGCCAGAACCUCAGAUUUUUGUGGAAAAAACACUGGCUCUCAUCAAACCUGAUGUUGUAGAUAAGGAGGAAGAGAUAGAGGAUCUCAUCCUCAGAUCCGGAUUCCUGAUUGUUCAGAAACGGAAGCUCCAGCUGAGCCCAGAGCAAUGUAGCAUCUUUUAUGCAGACCAGUAUGGAAAAAUGUUUUUUCCUAAUUUAGCAGCCUAUAUGAGCUCUGGACCUUCACUUGCUAUGGUUCUUGCCAGACAUCGGGCAGUCUCAUAUUGGAAGGAAUUGCUUGGACCAUCAAACAGCAUAAAAGCCAGGCUGACUCACCCUCACAGUUUAAGAGCAAUCUAUGGGACUGAUGAUCUGAGGAAUGGACUUCAUGGCAGUUUCAGCAUUCCCUUGGCAGAAAGAGAAAUUCGAUUCAUGUUUCCAGAAGCGAUCUCAGAGCCAAUUCCAGCUGGACAAAGAGUUAGAGAUUACUUGAAUCUUCAUGUAUAUCCUACAUUACUAGCUGGACUCACUGCACUUUGUAAAGAGAAGCCAGCAGAUCCAAUGAUAUGGCUCGCUGACUGGCUGAUCGAACACAACCCUAACAAACCCAGGUUACGACAUCACGUCACUGCAGAAGAACACCAGGAGUAAGAUCUCAGUGGAAAUCUGCUCAAGCGUUCCAAGUUAGAGAUGGAUAUCAUCAUUUUCAUUGUAUCCCUUGGCAAAUAAUAUUAUUUGAAGUAAAUGUUAUUCUCAUAACUAUUCUCAUGUCUUUAUGGAAUCCGUGCUCUUUAACAGGAUUUAACAGCAGUAGUAACUUUUCUAUUGAAUUAGAGAGUGUAGACUUACGUGAUAAAUGCACUGUGUCAGGUGAUUAGAAAAGGAUGAAAUGAUCUUCAGGUGUUACCUGGACAACUGUUUUCUCUAUCUUGGUUUGGCUGUCUGGGGAAAAUGAAAUCAUUGAGACAAUCUCAGAUUGUAUUGCUGUUUACAUUUGAAAUUCACUGUGUUUUAUUUGACAGUUUCAAGGGGAUGGGCAAGGGGCUAUGCUGUUCAACAGGCAAUGGUUAAUCCUGUACUCUAUGUCUAAAGUAAUUGGAUUGGGCUGGGGGAGGGUAGGAGACUUCUUUGUAUUUGUUUCCUUAACUUCAAACUUUUUAUCUUGUGGUUUUCCUGGGUUGCGUGGAGAAAACAUUGGUCUCACAGCUCUGAAACUUGAGUAGACUUGACUCAUACUAAAACAAACUCAUAGCUUGUUUUACAACAAACCUUACUUCUCAAACUUGAGUAAUUAGCAGCAACUUAGGUCACUUGUCUGUAACAUUAAACUUCUAGGCUAAUUGUGUAUCUUCUAAGAGAAUUAAUCCAUACUUGCCACUUCAGGUAGCCAAUCUCUACAAAAACAAAACAAAAAACCACAACAGCUGAACACUCAGAUAUAAAUUAAAAAUAACAAGGUCAUUAGAAACACAGCACAGAUCUCUCUAUAACUAAUUUCUUUUCCCUGUAAUUAUUGUUCCCUACAAGUGUUUGAUUGCUGCAAUUAUAGGUCAGUUGUGCUUUGUGGUUUCCUGUUAGCCAGACCAAAGCAUUUCUAGUUUGAAUAUGCCAGAAGCAAAAAACCAAUGUAUUCACAAUGCAUGCUCCUUCAUUUUUGUUAGUUACUGUGGUGUUUGCUUGCUUACUUAGAUGUGUUAUAGUUUGACAAUAAACAUAUCACUGAUGUUACUGUUGGA